Xiphophorus couchianus (Monterrey platyfish) is the source of this 4897-nucleotide messenger RNA. It is a transcript of the gene ubap2l, whose product is annotated as ubiquitin associated protein 2-like. The transcript is spliced from 29 exons. The coding region runs from base 168 to 3725 and encodes 1185 amino acids. Gene Ontology annotation, molecular function: protein binding. Lineage: Eukaryota; Metazoa; Chordata; Actinopteri; Cyprinodontiformes; Poeciliidae. Gene Ontology annotation, cellular component: cytoplasm; nucleus. The record is from RefSeq and is a predicted model, not a curated record.
GUUGAUGAUAUUUAACUAAACAUAUCCGAAAGUGAUCACGUGGUGUGGCGCCUGUUUCCUCGAAGCGGCUCUGUGAAAAACCACGUGACGCAGUUCUCCGUAGUGUCAGAGUGGAAAAGAAACAGGUGUUAUUCUUUUGUAAAUACUGUUAUUUGUAUAUACUGUAAAUGAUGACGUCCAUGGGCGGGAACCGAGCCCGGGGCAGCUGGGAGCCGACACAGGGCCAAACACAGAGCCAGACACAGCACAAGCAGAGGCCUCAGGCCACCGCAGAGCAGAUCCGACUCGCGCAGAUGAUUUCAGACCACAACGACGCAGACUUUGAGGAGAAGGUUAAACAGCUGGUUGACAUCACAGGCAAGGACCAGGAUGAAUCCAUGAUCGCGCUGCACGACAGCAACGGGGACGUCAACAGAGCUAUUAACGUGUUGCUGGAGGGCAGCCCGGACACUGACUCCUGGGAAAUGGUAGGGAAGAAGAAAGGAAUGUCUGGGCAGAAGGAAAUCAGCCAGCCGGAAACCGGUGAGGAAGGAAAAGAGAACAGAGAGAAAGGUGGAGAGAAAGAUGCUGCACGUCGUCGAGGUGGCGCUCCACGGAAAGGCCGCGGAUUGAGCAGAGGACGAGAGUUCCGUGGCCAGGAGAAUGGCUUGGAUGGAGGCAAAGCUGGAGUGGCUGGACGAGGAGCAGAACGAGGCAGAAGAGGCAGGGGCAGAGGAAGGGCAACUGUUGCGGUAUCCGGACGGAGAGGAGGCAGAUUUUCGGCACAAGCCAUGGGAACUUUCAACCCUGCAGACUAUGCUGAGUCAGCCCAGACAGAGGAAAACUAUGGAGGAGGCAGUACCUGGAACAACACAGGAAGCGUGGAGUUAGAGGAGGGAGCAAAAUAUUCUGCAGGAGAGGGAACAAAUUACCCACCUAUGUUUGAAUCUGCACCCGCUCCAUGGAGACCUGCCACAGAGGAAUGGGGAACCGAGGACUGGAAUGAGGAUCUGUCAGAGACCAAGAUUUUUACAGCUUCCAACGUUGCAUCGGUUCCUGCGCCUCAAGAGAAUGUCACAAUCACCAAAGGACAGAGGAUUGACCUUGCGGUGCUGCUGGGGAAGACUCCCCCAUCUUCAUCCUCAGAGACAGAAAACACCCCCAUGCAGGCCGCCCAGCCCUCCUCUCUGCCCCAGUCUCUGGUUUUUAGCAACUCCAAGCAAGGGGGGCCACUUUCCCAGACAUCCUCCAGCGCCCCGUACUCCCAGCACAGCAUGACCAGCAUGCUGAGUAAGGGAUUUGGGGAGGUGGGAGACCCCAAAGGAGGCAGCACAGGAACUACUGGUUCCCAGUUCCUGGAGCAGUACAAGACCGCCCAGGCGCUGGCCCAGCUGGCAGCACAGCAUUCCCAGGCUGGACCUCCCAACACGGCACCUCCAUCCUGGGACAACAAUGCCUCCACUCUGGGGCAAUAUGAGAUGAAAACUCAGUCAGAAUCUGGGAUCCACUCACCCUUUACGAAGCGGCAGCCCUACCAAACUGCCACUUCAACCUCGUCCAUGUUGGAUGUUUUCCUGCAGGACAAAGGGCUGCCUCCUCCUUCCUCUGUCUCCUCCUCUUCCUCCUUACCUCAACGAACCACAUCUUCAUCGCAUGCGGUGCCGCCACCUGCGUCCUCUCUUCCCAAAAUGGCCGCCGUCCCCUCUCUGGGUCAGCAGGUCUCCCAGAGUUCUUCAGAUGCCCAGGGCUCCAGUCCACUGCCUUUACAUCAACACAAACUCAAACAGCAGAAGAAGAGAACUUCUAUUUCCACAAAGAUUCCAGCAAUGGCUGUUGAAAUGCCCGGCUCCACAGACAUUUCAGGCCUCAAUCUUCAAUUCGGAGCGCUGCAGUUUGGAUCAGAACCAGUUCUACAAGAGUACGAGUCCACCCCUGCCACCACGACGCCAGGCAGCCAAGUUCAGAACAGCCUCUACACGAGUCCCAGCAGCGAAUCAACUCCCGCUCUGUCGAACUCCGGCCAGAUGGAAAUGUACGAUCAGAGAGCGCCUCAAACGCGCCGCUAUCCCCCCUCGGUCUCAUCCUCUCCUCAAAAGGACUUGCAGCCCAAGAAUGGCUUCAGUUCAAUACAAACUAGUCAGUCUGUUGAAGGCUCUGCGGUAUCAGUAAAGCCGGGUUCUGAUUCAGUCACGCCUUCAUCCGUCUCCAACAUGGCCGCUCUGGCAGACAGCGGCCCCGCCAUUCAGUCGAACCUCGGCGCUCUCGGGCACAACGAAGAACUCCCUCCAAGCUCCAUUCCCCCUCCUCAGCACAACAACUCUCAUCCAUUGCAACAGAACAGUCUGGCUCCGUCUUCAGUCCGAACGUCAAACUCAAGCUUACUGCAGCACCCCAACGUAGACGGCGACUUGAGCCUGCACUCGUCCUUCUCCUCCUCUGUCUCAGCUGUGCCGUCUUCAUCGGUCCUCCCCUCCUCCUCCUCCAUGGCUGCAGUGCAGGCGUCACUCGGAGCCCCUCAGGGCUCCUCGUUGGGCCCUGCCACCGUCUCGACUCCCUCGGGCCAAGGUCCUGUCAGCAGUCUGGCCAUGGGCGUCAGCGCUGCCUCCAUGGGUGCACAGACGGUGGCCCCCGCCUCCAUCAUAGUCUCUACGACAUCCUCGACAGUUCCCUCUUCUGCCACUUCUUCCACACGCAACUCUGCAGCUUCCUCAGGGAAAGCACCUCCAAACCUGCCACCUGGUGUGCCCCCUCUACUGCCCAACCCAUACAUUAUGGCUCCAGGACUACUGCAUGCCUACCCUCCUCAGGUGUAUGGCUACGAUGACCUACAAAUGCUGCAAACAAGAAUACCAUUGGAUUAUUAUAGCAUUCCAUUUGCCACUCCAACAACGGCGCUGACAGGCAGAGAGGGCAGUCUGACAAGCAACCCGUACUCUGGCGACUUGUCGAAGUUCGGUCGAGGUGAUGCAUCGUCCCCGGCUCCGGCCACCACAUUAGCUCAGACGCAACAGAAUCAGACCCAGACGCACCACACCACGCAGCAGCCCUUCCUCAACCCGGCGCUGCCGCCUGGCUACAGCUACACAAGCCUCCCGUAUUACACUGGCAUGCCGGGCCUGCCCAACACCUUCCAAUACGGACCUGCUAUGUUUCCGGUGGCUCCUACCUCUUCGAAGCAACACGGUGUGAAUGUUGGCGUUAAUGCUUCUGCCACGCCCUUCCAGCAAGCGAGUGGCUACAGUUCCCAUGGAUACAGCACUGGCUAUGAGGAUGUGGGCCAGGCUUCAGGGAGUGGGGAUUUCUGUAAGGGCGGAUACGGCACUGUCGUGGCCGCUGCCGCUUCUGCACAAAACAAGCCAGCCAGCUCUGUCACCGGGCCUGGAGUCGGAGUUUCUGUGACAUCAAGCAACACAGGAGUGCCGGAUAUUUCAGGAUCUGUUUACACGAAGACACAGUCGUUUGAGAAGCAGGGUUUCCACGCCGGGACGCCAGCAGCUUCUUUCAGCCUCCCCUCGGCGCUAGGGACCGGCGGGCCCAUCAACCCCCCGGCGGCCGCUGGCUACGCUCCAGCCCCCUACAUGCACAUCCUGACCCCGCACCAACAGCCCCACUCUCAGAUUCUGCACCACCACCUGCAGCAAGACGGCCAGAGCGGCACCGGACAGCGCAGCCAGAACGCCUCCAUUCAGCAGAAAUCUCAGAUAAACAAGUCGGUGUACAACAGCUACAACUGGGGUGGGAACUAACAUCUGCCGACGGGACCUCCUCCUCCGCCUCCUCCUAAGGCGGGGUUACGGCUCAUCACUCAUGCGAAACCGUGUCCACAUGUGAAGCUCCCUCUUCCUCCUGCAGAGGUUUCCCUCCCAUCUCUUGGCCCAGCCGCUCCCUGCAGUCCCGACUGCAGCCAGAGGAGGCGCUGUGCCAGGAGGGGCCUAAAAGUUGGAGCUGAAAAUGGUUAUAAAAAUUAGGUGAAACGUUGAGUGUUGGGAAUUUGUAUCAUGAUAACCCCCUCCCCCCUUUCUGCUCUCCACCCCUUUUUCUUUAACUUACAUGUAACAUAGAACUGUUUUCUAAAAGAAUGAACUUUUCCUGUAUUUAACUUUUUUUUCCCCCACCUCUUUUCUUAGCUGAACGAAGUAAAAUCUGAAGGCGGUUGGGAGGGGGAGGCAGGCUGGUUUUCUAUUUCUCACCCUCAACUCACCUCCUAUUUUAAUCUUCCAACACAAAAUAUCUAAAAAAAAAAAAAAAAAAGGGAAAAAAAAAAUUGCUGUUGAAUGUUUUUGUUUUUUCCUCCUUUUUUCUUUUUAAGUUUGAAGAAACAAUUCUCUUAAUUGGUAGAGUUGUGAAGUUUAUUUUUUACCAAAUAUAGAUAUAUUAUUAUAUAUAAAGACAUAUAAGUGAGCUCACUGGCUUGGACUGUGAGGAAGGUGUGUUUGUCAUGUGACUGCGUGCAUGUUUGUACACACGGGGGGGGGGGCUGCGUUUGUGUACUGUGCUUCGUUUUUUCGCCUAGCACAGGAGUUUUUCAUUAUCCGACGCUUGUACAGUUACCGUUCCCAUGAGUUUAAAACGACGCUGCGUGAGGUCCCUCUUCUUCUGAAAAAUGUUUUAAGGAUUUUUCCCAAGAAUCGCACCAGAGCCGCUUUGUUUUUGUUUUUUUAAGUGUUUUAUUUAGUUUUCCCGAGGCCCCCGCCCUCCACAGCCUCCUCUCCGCUUCACCACCUGCCCCCUCCUGACGUUGUAAGGAAACCUGCACCAUUGAGUACUGAUGGACAGAGUUGUGCUAUGGCUUUUCUUUUUGUCAGUGGUUUAUUUUAUUUUUUUUUCUUCUUCUUUUUGUACUGUGCGUUUUAAAACAAAAGAUUUAAAUGGAUAAAAUUGUCUUGUACAUAUAUAAAGAAAAAACACAAGUACUGUA